CUUGCCCAAUUAGACACUGCCGCCGCUCGGCUGCAGCCAAUGUCCGCCAGUCAGGCUCCUUAACAAUCAGGAUAAACACAACACAAGCAUCCUGCGCACUCACUCUGCUUUUUUUUUUUAGUGCCAUUGUCUUGAGACGUAGCGACACGCAGCUGUCCUCCAGUGCAUAAAAGAUGGGUAAGGAUCCAAAGAAGCCCCGGGGCAAGAUGUCCUCCUACGCCUACUUUGUGCAAACAUGCCGGGAGGAGCACAAGAAGAAGCAUCCCGAGGCCAGCGUCAACUUUGCAGAGUUCUCCAAGAAAUGCUCAGAGCGAUGGAAGACAAUGUCCCCGAAAGAGAAAGGCAAAUUUGAAGACAUGGCCAAGCAGGACAAGGUGCGCUACGAGGCAGAGAUGAAGAACUAUAUUCCGCCUAAGGGACAGAAGAUGAAGCGGUUUAAGGACCCAAACGCUCCUAAGAGACCUCCCUUGUCCCUUUUGGGGUCGCGAGGGGUGCUGGAGCUUUCACAGCUGCAUUCGGACGGAAGGUCCGCGUUCUUCCUCUUCUGCGGGGACUUUCGCCCCAAGGUGAAGGGCGAGACUCCGGGGCUGUCCAUCGGCGACACGGCGAAGAAGUUGGGAGAGAUGUGGAACGGCUCAUCCAUGGAGGAAAAGCAGCCGUACGAGAAGAAGGCGGCCAAGUUGAAGGAGAAGUACGACAAGGACAUUGUGGCCUACCGCACAAAGGGCAAAGUAGAUUCCAGCUCUGCUCCGGUGGCGGUGGCGGUGGUGGUGGCGGCAGCAGCGGCAGAUGACGACGAGGAUGAGGAUGAUGACGAGGGAGAGGAUGAGGAUGAAGAUGACGAGGAUGACGAGUAGUAUUCGUGGAGGAAGGGGUGGUGGGACCUGUGUUUUGUCGAUGGCAUAUAACCAACCACAAUUUAGUCCAGCCACCAUGUUGACGUCAAUAUUGUGUAUAUUUAAUGUUUUUACGAUGUACUGUACAGUGUGGAAAAAAAAAAAAAAGACGAAACGCCACAUAUCUUCCCUUUUGGGAUUUUUCCUGUGGUCCUUCUUUAUCCCUGGCGGCCUCCUUCAGCAGGAAGGUAUUUAAGUCUUUAGGUGUAGCGACUCAAAAAUGAGAUUUCUGAGUUGGUUGUAUUGUAUUGUUUUUUUUAUUUUGUCAUUCUUUAUCCAUGUGCCAUCCCAGUAUUUUUAUUGUCCUUUUCAAUGAAGUGCAGCUGUCGACAUUCAAGAAUGUCCUACUUAUUUAAAUAAAUGUUCUUCUGUU
Molecule: messenger RNA, 1269 nt
Organism: Nerophis ophidion (straightnose pipefish)
Lineage: Eukaryota; Metazoa; Chordata; Actinopteri; Syngnathiformes; Syngnathidae
Gene: hmgb1b
Product: high mobility group box 1b
Exons: 6
Coding region: 174-857 (227 amino acids)
Biological process (GO): regulation of transcription by RNA polymerase II
Cellular component (GO): nucleus
Molecular function (GO): DNA binding, bending
Source: RefSeq, a predicted model, not a curated record